Messenger RNA from Macadamia integrifolia, 1817 nucleotides. Its product is annotated as dihydroflavonol 4-reductase-like. Lineage: Eukaryota; Viridiplantae; Streptophyta; Magnoliopsida; Proteales; Proteaceae. The transcript is spliced from 6 exons. The record is from RefSeq and is a predicted model, not a curated record. Gene Ontology annotation, molecular function: oxidoreductase activity, acting on the CH-OH group of donors, NAD or NADP as acceptor. The coding region runs from base 132 to 1187 and encodes 351 amino acids.
GGUCCUUUGUGUUUGGCAUGAGGCCAAGCAACGGUAGCGUUCUUUAAUUUCCCUUAUGUACAGACUUUGGGUUUGCGUUUCAUAGUAGUAAGCAUUGGGUAAGGAUUUCAGUGAACUGUGGUGAUUUAAGUAUGGCGUCUGAUGAUCAUGAGCGUGGCACUGUGUGCGUGACCGGUGCAGCUGGUUUCGUUGGGUCUUGGCUCGUCAGGAACCUCCUCCACCGGGGCUACAGCGUCAACGCUACAGCGCGUGAUCCUGGCAAUAUAAACAAGGUGAAGCAUUUGCUAGACUUGCCCCAUGCUGACACACGCUUGAAGUUAUGGAAGGCAGAUCUUGUGGAUGAAGGGAGCUUUGAUGGAGCCAUCCAAGGUUGCAUUGGAGUGUUUCAUGUUGCCACUCCCACGGCUUUUGAAUCCAAAGAUACCGAGGAUAAGGUGAUAAAGCAGGCAGAGAAUGGGAUACUGAACAUCUUGAGGUCAUGUCUCAAGGCGAAGACGGUUCGGAGGGUAGUAUAUACUUCAUCUAUUGCUGCUGUUUGUGCUGUUAGACAAGAGAGGCAGCCGCCGGUAUACGAUGAGAGCUCAUGGAGUGACUUGGAAUUUAUUAGGCAAGAAAAGAUGAUUCCAUGGUACUUUAUGUCCAAGACAUUGUCAGAGAAAGGAGCAUUGGAAUUUGCAGAGCAGAACAGCAUAGACCUAGUCACCAUUAUACCAUCUCUUGUGGUUGGGAAGUUUUUAACUCCUUGGAUGCCGCCUAGCAUGAUAACAGCUCUUGCACUAAUCACUGGAUAUGAAGCUCAUUACCCACUUAUGAUGCAAGUUAGACUUGUGCACUUGGACGACCUUUGCAAUGCUCAUAUCUACUUGUUUGAGCACACUAAAGCAAAGGGAAGAUACAUUUGCUCUUCUUAUCACACCAACAUCAUUGAACUUGCAAAAUGGUUAAGAGAGAGAUUCCUAGAGUACCACGUCCCAACUGAGUUCAACUACGAAGAAGAAAGCUUGAAAGUGGUUCCUUUUUCGUCUAGAAAGCUUACAGAGCUUGGAUUUGAGUUCAAGUACAGCUUAGAAGACAUGUACUUGGGAGCCAUUGAAUCAGCUAGGGAGAAGGGUUUGAUUCCCCUUUCUAAUCCAACCCCACUCAUUGACAAGAGCUCGAAAUCUGAGGAAGCUGAAAAAAACCAAUGAAACCCAAGAAGAGAAAUUAAACAUUAAUGAGGGAAGGGAGCUCCAUGAUGUUUGUAUAACCUAUGCUUUGAUAUAUAUAUAUAUAUAUAUACAACAAAUACUGGGUAUGGGAGGUACUCUCUUAAAUAUGGGGGUAUGGUCAAUGCUUUUCGAUUGUUCGAUGAAAUGCCUGAAAUAGAUGUUGCUACUGUUUUAGAAGAUACACUUGGGCCAUCGGCUGUAAUUUUGGAGUGAAUGAAGUUGGAAGCCUUGGAACCGAGUCAUUCACUUGGAAUGCCAUGAUAGCUGGUUAGGUUCAGAAUGGUGACUGCCGGCAAGUGGUGGGUAUAAUAAAAGCUGAAUGUGUCUUGUGGGCUCACAGGCUCAAUGGUAGGGUGAUGAUGACAACACUAAAGAACAAAACCACUUCACAUCUAUUGUCUCACGGGUUCAAUAGUUGUCAUGGUAUUUUGUAUUCCUAUAUAUGAUAACCCCUAUAUAGGACAUAGGGAGGAAAUGAUCAUCCCUUGGCUUAUCUUAUAGCCAUGCCUUCAUCAGUUUUAUUAUUAUUGUAUUAUUAGCAAUACUUGCAUUGUUGCUGCUUUUACCCUACAUAAAAUGCUGAUGAUGAUCAGAUUGGAUCUGCAUAAA